UUACAACUUCAUCAGGGCAGUCAGCUGCAGAGAACAGCAGCCCAGUUGGCUAAAGCUCUGCCUUAGACAAUGAAGGAUCAGAGAUAAAGGAAAAGUUUAACAGGCUCCUCAACGGCGCCUGCUGCUGAGGCAUUAUCUGAUAAUCAUAGAAACCCAGCCCCUGUUCCCCACGGGCAGGGGCAAAUAGGGCGGCUACCCCGGUGCCCGGCGAUUUAAAAGGGUCCGGGCCUUCCACCGCCGGAGCCCCGCGCAGCAUGGAAGGGCUGACCGCGACCCGCCCCCUUCCCAGCCCACAGCUGCUGCAGCGAAAGGCAGCUGAUCAUCGUAGAACUUCAUCUCCCUGGCCAGGAGCUUUCUUCCCGGCGGGGCAGUUUGCAGCUAUGAUUUUGAAAAUGAACUUUAGGGGGAUCUUUCUAGCCAAGUGCCUGGUGGUUUUAUUCUCCUGUGUAAAAGGUUCUGCAGACGAAGACCCUAAAGUGUAUGGUAUUCAGAACAGUUCUGUUUUCUUGAACAUUCCUGACUUCAAAGUGGAAAAGCAACAGGAAAUAACAUGGCUCAAAAAUUCAAUACACCUCACGAAAGGCAAAGGUUCUAAUGUGAAAUAUUACAAGGAUAGGAAAAAGUAUGAGAUGUUCACCAAUGGAACCCUGAAAAUAGAUUGUCUGGUGGAAGAGGACAGUGGAAAUUACAAAGUAAUCGUGUACAAUGGCAUGGGAAGUCUGCAAGUGGAGAAGAACUUACUUCUGAGCAUUCAGGAAAUUGUCUCUAAACCAGAAAUCAAAUGGAUAUGUUCACAAAAAUUAAUAAAGGUGAUCUGUGAGGUGAAACAGAAGAACAAACCUGCUUUGUAUUUGCUUCAAAAUAACACAAUGCUCUCUGUAAAUGGGCCAAUAUAUACAAAUGGCACAUGGAAGAUUGAAUAUCCACCCAAGGCCAGAAUCCUUACUGCAAAGUUCCAAUGUGAAGUUAAAAAUGACGUUAGCAAGAGAACUGAUGAUCAGGAAAUCAAAUGUUCAGGGCCACAGGACAUUGUUCUCAUCGGGAGCAUUGCAGGAGGUUCAGUUAUCUUUAUCAUCUUUUUGGCUCUGCUGAUUUACUGUAUCAGGAAGAAGAGAGCAGAAAGAUAUGCACAGGAUGACGAGACACCGAUGCAAAUUCAACAAGUGGAUGAUGAAUUGAAAUAUCGGGAGCUUCCUCAAUCUCUAGUUCACGCUCCCUAGAAACAGCCAUGUCAGCAGCAGAGACCCCCUCCACAGUCUCAAACUCAGUACCACGUAGUGCCCCCCCAGCCCAGGCCACGCACUCAGCUGAAGUCUCCAAGCCACAUGAAAAAGCGACCCUAAGCAUUUCUCCUGGAUGAACAGAACCUGUCCCAUUACCUGCUCUGGUGGGACCCACCACAAAAAUAACCUUGCAAAUAGCCAUCAAUUCCCCAGACUGGCUGCUUUUGUUGUAGAAGAUCAUAAUCUAUACUGAAUGGGUGAUAAAAAGGCUCAUCAACGGAGACUCGAGGUGAUCAAAGGUCAUUACUUUGGCCCUUUUCUCCAAGUGACUCCAUGCUAAUGUGGGGCAUUUAGUCCUGAAAUCUGCUUCUUUUUUGCUUCAUUUGGUUGUACCUCUCCUUGCCAUCUUCUGGGUGUUUUUGUUUGUGUUUUUUUUUGUGGGAGGUGGGGGGCGGGCUUGUGUUGGGAAAGGCCCUAAGACUCUAUUUAGGUGACUUUCAUCACAUCUAUUUCUUUCUCCCUAUACCUGCACUCCCACCCAAACAUGCCUCUACUUGUUGCAGCCAGUCUUUUGAUCUUAUUGAGAGGAAAAUAGUUGUGUUAAUUGUAUGAAGGUCUGACAUAUUGGAGUGCUGGCAAGAAACUGCAACUUUAUUUCUUGGCUAGUGACAUGACCUGGUUCAGGGUUCCCAAGGCAGAUAUGCUUGUCACAUGGCAGGACCCAUUAUCCAUUGACGUGAGAGAUUCCUGUAACAGUAAUACAUACUACCAACCAAUACCAAGCAGUCUAAUUAAUAACUACUUUCUCUGAACCUUGUUGGUUCUCUCAUCCAGAGGUGAAAGUGGGCUGAUACAUGCUGGUAUGGCGUACUGGUAAGAAAUGGCCGUUGGCACCGGCCCGUACACACAUGACGUUAUCGUUGCUGCCCCUUUUGCACCCCUCCCCCCAAGGCUGCAGAUGGGAUAGGUAGGAGAGAGGGAGGAAGGGGCAGCUGUCCCGGGGCCUGGCGGUUUAAAAGGGCCCGGGGCUCCCAGCCUCCGCUACUGCGGCAGUGGCCAGAGACCCGGGCCCUUUAAGUCGCUGCUGGAGCCCUAGGCGGCUCGGAAGGUCUGGCUGGGGGAAGCUGAUCCCCGAGGCCCCGCCCCUUCCGGGGGCCCAGAGUCAGGUCUCUGUACCGGUAAGUCUUUCAUCUUACUUUCACCCCUGCCCUUCUCCCAUGGGCAUUUCAUGAGGAUUACUUUAGAUCUAUGGCUUUGGUAUCCUCCACAAUCACUAUAUGGGGUGUCUUUAUUCCUAUCUAACUUCACCUGAGGCUGUCACAUCAAGACGUUAGUUGAACUUGUAUGUUUAGAGCCCAGUUAAUGCCAUUGUACUGGGAUGCAGAAGACCUAGGUUUCUAUUUCUGGCUCAGCCACUGUCCUGCAGUUUUCUCUCCUAUCCUUUGUUGAUCUUCUCUGUUUAGAGUGUAAAUGUUUGUGGUCUCUUGUUAAGUGUUUGUUCAGUGUCCACCAUAAUGGGACCUCUAGGUGCUAUGUCUAAGCAUUUAGAAAAAGAAAAACAACCCCCCAUAAACCUAUGCAACCCAACAAAGUCAAUGGGGAAGCACAGAGGUAACUAAGGGAAGAAUAUUUCCCAAAGGAUCAUUUGGCUUCAGUUGUAAGGCUAAGUGUAGUGUAAACCAUCCAAAAGACUAAGGUAGCUCCAUUCUCCAGUGUAACUCACUAACUUACAUACAGUAUCUACUAACUGCUAAAGUACUGUUGUCAAAAACAACUUUACCGAAUUCCAUAAUUCUCCUAUCCCACAAGCCUCAUUAGAUUUGCUUAGUUAAUAUAUCAAAAGAUUUUUUUAAAUUCUAAUCAGUAGCCCUGCAAAAAAUCAACUCAAUACCUGAAAAUCAACUUAGAAUCUUUUUGGUUCAUGCAUCAUCACCACAAAUAGUGACUGCACUUUGAAUGUGUUGAUUAUACAUGAGUCAGAAGGGAAAUCAGUGAUCACUACUGUAGUUAUAUUGACUCUGCAUUGCUCACAGUAGUAAAAAUUGUACAGAAAGCUGACAUGUCAUAGAGGGUCAAAUUAUUCCCCGGCUUGCACACAUUCUUAAAUUUACAAGGUUAUCUAAGGAAAGCUGAUGACCCACAAUUAGGAAAUACCUUGAUAUUGAGGGUGUGCCAAUUUUAUGUACAACCAAGUCACUUCUCACAUAUCCACAGUUUAAAAUUAGUAUGUAGAAUAUAUGUAGUGUAAGUUGAAUGCAAAAGAUUGCAAAGAAGUCCCUUCAGCUUAGACAUGCCUUAAGCAGAAAACAUGAAAAUUCUCAAAAACACACUUUUCACUAUACUCAAUAGCCUAUAGGAAAGUGUGAAAACUAAAUGCAGUACAGUAGCAAAGAGGAAAAAAAGCAGACUUUGGACAAACAUUAUACAAAAUUGGGUUUGGAUUUUGCCUGUAUUUUACCACUAUACCAUGGUUUUGCUAAUUUCACCAAAUCCUGCAGUCCUUUAUCUGGGGUAUUCACUCUCAUUGAAGACGAUGCAAGUUUUGCACAAGAAGAACUGAAAGAGGACUUGCAGGAGUUGGCCAGGGUAGAGCUGCAAUUUACACACUAGUUAAACUAUAAUGUUCCUUAUUCUGUAUCUUUUAACAAUGUAAUUACUGCAAAUGAAGAGCUGGAAGGAUAAAAAUUGAUGCAUGCCAGGUACGCAAAAUCCAUUUCCUGUAGCCUCAAUUUUAAGUCCCUAUGCUGAAUAAUGUGAAUAUAUUUCUUUCAACUGAUGACAAAGCCUUAAUCGCAACUCAACCAGGACAAUCCAAAACGUUGUUGAACAAACAAAUUAAACCUUUUAAAAAAAGGAAAUACUUAGGCUAUGGGUUUAAUUAGAUAUCCUUUCAAAUGGAAAGGUUCUUCAUUACACUGUUCUCUUUAAAAUGAUUUUUGGGGGAGAUAUAUAAUAAUCACCUCAAAUCUAGAUUAAGGCCUUGGCUACACUGGCAAUUCACAGCGCUGCACUUGCUG
Messenger RNA from Chrysemys picta bellii (western painted turtle), 4240 nucleotides. RefSeq names its product T-cell surface antigen CD2-like. Lineage: Eukaryota; Metazoa; Chordata; Testudines; Emydidae. The record is from RefSeq and is a predicted model, not a curated record.